UACUCGUUCCUAUAUAACCACAAAAUUCAAACAAUGUACAUACACACAUAUGUCUACAUCAUACAAUAUACCAAUCAACACGAAUUUCAAACAAUCUACAUACACACACAUAUCUAUAUUACACAAUAUACCAAUCAACACAAAAUUAAACAUUCACAUUCCAUAUAUUAUUAUUAUUAUCCACAAAAUAGUACUAUAAUAAAUGUAAACAAAACAAUUCUAUGCAAUAAAUUAAAAUUAACAGCACUUCAUAAAUUAAUAAAACUAUAUUUUAAUCAGCCUAAACUAAAUGAACAUCAUCAUUUAAUAAAAUCAGUGCCUAUAAUCUUGAUAAAUGGGUGACCUCAUUCAAAAUAUACAAGAAAUAGACAACUUAAAUAUAG
Messenger RNA from Spodoptera exigua (beet armyworm), 383 nucleotides. Lineage: Eukaryota; Metazoa; Arthropoda; Insecta; Lepidoptera; Noctuidae. The record is from the annotation of a GenBank genome assembly.